AUGGCCUCUCCCAGUCUCCCUGCGCUGAAAGCAUACCGCCAGAUCCUCCGGGCCACCCGUAUUGCCUUCCGAGAUGAUACUCGAGUGAUGCUCGCUGCUCGUCAGGAAGCCCGCCGCAACUUUGACCAGAACCGCCGCGUAGGCAUUGACACCGGCAUGCAAAUCAACCACGCCAUUGAGGUUGCCAAUAUCCUCCGCCACAACCUUGUGCAGGGUGCACGAGAGGACGGCGACGAGGCUGCCAAGUGGGAACUUCGAAUCCACGACGACAUCGAGCGCGGCGACAAUGAUUCAAUCAAAAUCGGCAACAAGAACGUGAAGAUCCACAAAGCCUGCUCGUCAUGA
Penicillium argentinense is the source of this 345-nucleotide messenger RNA. Its product is annotated as LYR motif-containing protein. The record is from RefSeq and is a predicted model, not a curated record. The transcript is spliced from 3 exons. Gene Ontology annotation, biological process: mitochondrial respiratory chain complex III assembly. Bases 1 to 345 code for a protein of 114 amino acids. NCBI's taxonomy places the organism in Eukaryota, Fungi, Ascomycota, Eurotiomycetes, Eurotiales, Aspergillaceae.